UGAUUAGCUUGGGGGCCCAAUGGGGCCCAGUUCAGCUGGCCCAGCGCCCAAGGGGAUUCCCCCUAAGAUCCUGGAGCUCCACUGCUGCCAUUUUGUCCAAAUAUCCCCAUAAACUCCCUCAAGGUUCUUACUCCUGCGCCCUCCCCCUGGCCUGCCCAGCUCUGCUCCAACUACUCUGCUUUAUGUUCUUUGGGGGGGAUUCGGGGUGCCACUUACAUGAUAUUUACACCUCCCUUCAGCUCCCAACCGGCCAGCAGAGCAAUGGCCCAAGGCCAAAGCUAAAUAUAGAGGCUGCCCCCAAGGCUGGGUAUAAACAGAGUCAGAACAGGGGGGCAUCCAAAUGUGCAAAGAGCUCGGAGCUAUAUUAGCUAGGGGCAGAUAUCUCAGGCCGAGGCACUUGGGGCAUAUUAGCUAGGGGCAGAUAUCUCAGGCCGGGGCACUUGGGGUAUAUUAGCUAGGGGCAGAUAUCUCAGGCCGAGGCACUUGGGGCAUAUUAGCUAGGGGCAGAUAUCUCAGGCAGAAGCACUUGGGGCAUAUUAGCUAGGGGCAGAUAUCUCAGGCAGAAGCACUUGGGGCAUAUUAGCUAGGGGCAGAUAUCUCAGGCCGAGGCACUUGGGGCAUAUUAGCUAGUGGCAGAUAUCUCAGUCCCAGGCAUUUGGGGCAUAUUAGCUAGGGGCAGAUAUCUCAGGCCGAGGCACUUGGGGCAUAUUAGUAAGGGGCAGAUAUCUCAGUCCCAGGCACUUGGGGUAUAUUAGCUAGGGGCAGAUAUCUCAGGCCGAGGCACUUGGGGUGUAUUAGCUAGGGGCAGAUAGCUCAGUCCCAGGCACUUGGGGCAUAUUAGCUAGGGGCAGAUAUCUCAGGCCGAGGCACUUGGGGCAUAUUAGCUAGGGGCAGAUAUCCCUAGGGGGAUAUUAGGAAGAAUCAGACAGGGGACGGACAGACAAUGAAAAGGCAGAAUUUCCCAGAAGUCAUUGCUACUCGGAGGGCAGAGGGGGCCGCCCUGGACUACUGGCUAUCCCUCUUGUCAGGAGACACAGUGAGGGUCCAGUUCCUGCUGGGGGACCCCCAGGGCCACAUUCACCCCAACUCUGUGUUUGACACAAGUGACGUGGAAGAAUGGAAGAAUUACCGGUACAACACCAAGGCGCUAAGAAUCUGGUCGCUGACGUAUGAGGAGGAAUUUACUUGCCCUUUAUUUGUUACUGCGAGCCGGGGAUACGCCGACUGCCUCCAGCUACUCCUGCGAGAGGGGGCAAAUGUGGAUUUUGCCCCUGGGGGUGAGACUGCACUGCACGGCGCAUGUGAGAACGCACACACGGAAUGUGCCAAGAUUCUGCUUCGCUAUGGGGCCAACCCCAACGCAGGGUCCCAAGAUGGAGCCCACCCGCUGCACUGCUGCAAAACCCCCCAAUCCUUCCAAUGUGCCAAGUUGCUUCUGCAAUAUGGUGCCCAUGUGAAUUGCCCGACUGAGGAUGAGGAAGAUACCCCAUUACACGUGGCAUCCCGCCUGGGAUUGUGGGAGCACGUGGACCUGUUUCUGCGCUAUGGGGCGAGUGUGAACAAAAGGGACAUGAAGGGAGAGACCCCCCUAUGUGCGGCAUGUAGUGCCCCCCAAAGCUGUGAGGCACUGGAGAGCCACUUCCUGGUGUGCCAACGACUUAUCCAAGCCGGGUCCGACAUUCAUGCCCGUGACCAGGACCAGCAGAACCCCCUGCAUCUGGCCUGUAAGUCUGCCAACCCCAGGGUGGUGGAGCUGCUGCUGGCACAGGGGGCACAGGUGAAUGCCAUGAGUUAUAGUGGCAACACCGCCAUGCAGAACAUCCUGCAGGUCACCGCCUACAGACUCGCCAACCAACCCGAGCUGAUUGUGCGGGCACUGCUCAACCACGGCGCCAUCCGGGUCUGGCCAGGGGCACUCAUCAAGGUGCUGCGAUACUGCUGCGCGUCCCCCAGAACAGUAGAAGUUCUACUCAACACCUACAGUCACGUUCGGGUCACCGACGAGUGGUCUGAGGCCGUACCCCGAGAUGUACAGCAGAAGCACCCCGACUUCUUCCAGUCAGUCUUUUCUCUGCGAGAGGCACCCCGAUCCCUGCAGCACCUCUGCCGCUGUUGCCUGCGCUCUCACCUGGAGGGGAAACUGCCCCAGCUCCUGCCCCACCUCCCGCUGCCCCCCAAGCUGCUCGGCUUCCUACAGCUGGACUUUGAGGGUGUCUUGUACUGAGUGACUGGGAACUAUAGCGGGGUGACCGUUACCCCAAUGUUUCUAUAUAUCUGUAACCUUGUUAUGGGCUAAGGGGGCCCAGC
This is a messenger RNA of Xenopus tropicalis (tropical clawed frog), 2307 nucleotides long. It is a transcript of the gene asb10, whose product is annotated as ankyrin repeat and SOCS box containing 10. The record is from RefSeq and is a predicted model, not a curated record. The transcript has 5 exons. Lineage: Eukaryota; Metazoa; Chordata; Amphibia; Anura; Pipidae. Gene Ontology annotation, biological process: protein ubiquitination; intracellular signal transduction. Bases 944 to 2224 code for a protein of 426 amino acids.